This is a messenger RNA of Blepharisma stoltei, 416 nucleotides long. The record is from the annotation of a GenBank genome assembly. NCBI's taxonomy places the organism in Eukaryota, Ciliophora, Heterotrichea, Heterotrichida, Blepharismidae.
AUGCAUAGGGUGAGAUUAAUGCAGAUUAAUUUAGGCAAAAAUUUGAUAGUGUUUCAGAUUAAAAAGGCUGAAAAACGUGUUGAAUGAGUAUUUCAUGCAAAUAUGAAUUAUUCCUUAUUCUUUAUAUUUGGUUUCAUAAAAAAUAUAUUGUAAUGCAACUUUUAAAUUCACCUCUAAGCCAAAAGAAGAUAUAAAAUAUGUACAAAUGAGGUCCUAAACAAAUUUUUUUUUCCUAUAAAAAAAACUAGAAAAAUGGACAAAUGAUAAAAGACUAGAAAAUUGGACAAAUGAGGGGGGGGGAUCUUUAUAUUUAUUUAUUUAAAAGAGAAUUGUUAUGACGUAAAUUUUCAUUAUUAAAACAAAUUAGCUUCAAAUCAAUUGAAAUUUUGUUUCCUAUUUCUGUAACUGCUAGUUAA